Molecule: messenger RNA, 1698 nt
Organism: Anguilla anguilla (European eel)
Lineage: Eukaryota; Metazoa; Chordata; Actinopteri; Anguilliformes; Anguillidae
Product: mesenteric estrogen-dependent adipogenesis protein-like
Exons: 5
Coding region: 83-724 (213 amino acids)
Cellular component (GO): cytoplasm
Source: RefSeq, a predicted model, not a curated record
GGUUUUAAUGGACUGCGAACGUCUGGCGCGUUCACUCGCACUCAACUUGACAAGGCUGUGACGAGAAACUGAAAAAAAAACCAUGUCUGCGGACAAGAAGUCCAAGUCCCUGAUGGACGUUAUUGAACUGGAAGACUUUCUGGCGAAUCCUCCAGUCGAUUUCACCGUUGACGUGCGCGGGACGGGGUACAGAUUUGUGGAGUACGACUGUGACCGCUGCUGCGUCUUCAUUGACGAAAUCCAGAGUGCUAAGGGGAAAGUGAUCUUCCAGAAUUCACCUGGGAGGACAAUAAAAGUCCGUACCAUGAAAGACUACAUGCAAGUGCGGAAAAACAUUACAUCGAAACGGAUUUAUAUCCUGGUAUCGGCUUGUGAAGGCGCCGCAAAGUCCAAGAAGAGUAAAGAUGCAAAGGCUCUCCUGGAGCUGCGGAAGUACAUUGUAGCGAUCGACGGUAGCAAUCCAGUCAUCAAGUGGGAGCUUGAGAAGGGACUGGACUGGACCAUCUCUUCUGUGGCUGGAGAAAGCUACCGAGUGGAUAUCGACCUUGGAGAUAUUGUGAAUUCCUGGGUGGGAGAGACGUUUCGAAUUCCCGUUGAGGGGGAGAAAGUGACGCCGGUUUGGAAGAACACCUCCUUCACGGUGAAGUACCGCUCCGAUGCCCUGUUUGACGUCUCCCACUGGCUCGGGCGUAGCAAACGCCAGUUCAAGAUCCAAGGGCGGUGAAGUCAUAAGAGAAUUCUGAAAAAGGGCUGCCAUCUUGUCUGGAGUCUGCAAUUCUGAUGGUCACCAUAAUGGCAUGCAUUCCCUGCCUAUGUCGCCAUCUUGGGGUUGUUUUUGCAAGGGAAAAAUUCAGCUGUCAGUUUACCUACCUGAUCAGUUGAAGGCCAUUGUGUAUGCCUUGUUAUGCUUUCCCACGUGACUGGAAUAUUUGGGUGGCAUAAUGUGAAUGGACCACGAGGUGGUGCUGUUGGAUGGAUCGACAAUGGACAAUAUGUGCAGUGAAGGUUUUCUAUGCACUUAUUUUAUAUGUUAAAUGAGUAACGUGGCUGUACAGUGCUGAGCACAGCACUGUACAGCAUAAUUUUAUAAUUAUUUAUUAUUUUUUACAUUUUGUCGAUAGAACAUUAAUGUCUCUCGUUAAGUUUCAAAAGUUAAACUCUUUGCAUGCAGUUGCAGUUUUGCUGGAAUGCACCGACAUUAUAUUGGUGGAAAGACACGAGAUGUUAAAUGGGCGGCUCCCAGUUCUAUCCGUGGUGUUGACGGCGGGUCAGGACACUUGUUUAAAUCUAACCUGUGUGAGGUUUGUAAAGAGUGAUCCUUUAUUUACGGUCUCUAACAGUACUGCUCCUUGUGAGGGGCGAAAUUGCACGAUGAUGGAGGCGACCUGUUCAGUUGAUAUUGUUCCAUUUAUGAUGACUGAUUUAGAAGUCUCAUAAUUUAGAAGUCUUUCAUAAGAAUGAUGACUGCAUCUUAAUUCUUUUUUUUUAUUGUUCAAAAUGUUUGGUUCAAUGUAUACAUUUUUUUAUUAAUUUGAUUGUCAUGGUGUAUUUCAACAAGAUCCAAAGUAUGCCACAGAGCAAUUUACAUGUUACUUGUAUGGAUGUUAGGAUUUAUCUACUGGUCUUCUUCUGAAGCACUGUUCAAGUUGGCAUUUUUCUAAAUAAACAUGCCUUUUUAUUAAAACUUUGUCUUCACUU